GAUGCCUCUCUUUGAACAGACGCUUCCGAUCGACGCCGCCGCCGUCGCCGCCAUCGUCGCGACGCACUAUGGCCUCUCGCUCGGCGCGCGCAUUAAGGCCUCGCAGAACCACACGUUCCACGCGGUCGACGAGGCAACCGGCGCCAAGUACGCAGUGCGCGUGACGCCCGACCCGACCGGCCGCCACGUCCAGCGCAUCCGCGACGAGCUCACGUUCGUCUCGUACGUCGCCGCCGCCGGCCUCGACCACGUCUGCGCGCCAGUGUCGCCCCAGGCGCCUUCGCCGUCGCACCCGCUCUCGGUCGAAGUCGACGGCCUCGUGCUUGCGGUCUUUCAUUGGGCGAAAGGAUCACCGGUGGACUUCAUGGCGUGGCAAUGGAUGCUGGACGCGUCGGUCGUCAAGGCGUGGGGCGCCUUCUUUGGCCACCUCCAUGUCUUGAGCCAGCGCUUUGGCCACGAGCACCCGGACGUCGCGCGGCGGAUUCAGCGCUACGACGCGAUCCACGACGGCGUCCUCGCCGGCGCGCCGCUGGACGCCCUCGAUGUCGGCCUCGAAGCGGACCCGUUGGCCUUUGGCGUCAUCCACGGCGACCUCAACUGCUCCAAUUUCUUCCUUACAAACGCCAAGACGCUCUCGGUGUUUGAUUGGGACCAGACCAUGCGCGGCUGGUACUUGUACGACCUCGCGCAAGCGCUCUUUGGGCCCAUCAUGCUCGCGGGUGCCGGUGUCCCGAUCGCUGGCACGCCCGUGCCCGAGGCCAACCCAGCGCAGUACCAAGCGUGGAUGCUCGAAGGCUACGCCAGCGUCCGCGGCCCGCUCUCGGCGACCGACCUCGCGCACCUGGAGCGCAUGGUCGCCCUCAAGAGUACGUUUUAUGAACGUUUUUGUCGCCGAGCGCUGGCCGAAGGCGACGUCCCGCCCGACAUGGCGCCCUUCAUUACAUACAUUGUUCGGUGGUUUGACAAAAUGGCGGCGACCAACGAGGCGACCAACCAAGUGCCUACGCAAUAACACCUUAAUGUUCCUCUGCUUUCUGGA
Molecule: messenger RNA, 1039 nt
Organism: Saprolegnia parasitica CBS 223.65
Lineage: Eukaryota; Oomycota; Saprolegniomycetes; Saprolegniales; Saprolegniaceae
Exons: 1
Molecular function (GO): amino acid kinase activity
Source: RefSeq, a predicted model, not a curated record